UGGAAAUAAGAACAAUGUCGAAAGAUGAGACAGGUAAAGUCACAAAAAAAAUGUACGUACUCGAGACAAUAUAUUUCUUCUGAACGAUCUUCCAAGAGAAAAUAUAGGUUAACCUCAAAGAUGUGUAAACACUGAAGAAGUUAGCAAAACAGAAAAAGUACUUAAAUAAAAAGUAAUAAAAAAAAAUUAAUUAAUACAGAAAUAACUUGAAACUUUUUAAAGCAGUGAUUCUUAAGGUACAUAAUGCAGAUGAAACAAGACAACAUAAAGGUGCUAAAUUCACCGGUCAAACCUCUUGUGUUGGAUACCGCGUUUGCUAUAAGAAUAGCUAUGGGUGCAAAACUACCUCAAGUAAGAACAUUGAUGAACCGCCCGGAUUUAUGGCAUAAAAUCAAAGUUCUUAAAGGUGGCCAGUUCGACAAGGCUACAGUUUUAAGAGGUAUUUUGAAGGCAGUAGAACCAAACGAUUUGAUACCAGUGAGAUAUCAAGUUUGUGGAGAAGAUGCAUAUUUUGUGGCCAGAAAUUGCGGUCCCGCUCUGGAAAUGUUAUGCAAGGCAAACAUGAUCAUCAAAAAUACUAACGGUGACGCUAUCAUUCUUGUAGUAACCUUAGGAUUUGGUUCGAUCGAAGGGCUGAAAAUCCACUUACAGCCUAUUCUGUUGACUGCAUUGACCAAAAGAUACGAUCCGAACGAGAAGACGUUAAACCUGGAGAGUUUCCAUACAGAACCGGAUAUAGAUAAAAAUGUCUAUUGUCCUUUGUCGCAACUUAGAACUUCCAUUCAUGUUUUGAAACUAGCCAAGACUUCGAUAGCUACUUUCGAACAUCUCAACUUACAGCAUAACGAAUUGUUUAAUAUAUCUGCGAUAGAGAAUUCAGAGUUAACAUCUAUCAAGUAUUUGGAUCUUAGACACAACAAUCUAUUAAACAUGAACACUUUAGCCCCUCUCAGAAAUCUAGAAAUCAUUAAGCUUUGGCUCGAUGGAAAUCCGCUUUGUGAAAAUUAUUCGACUGCAAAGCAGUACGUAGAAUCUGCAAAAAGAUAUUGUCCGCAUUUGAAAGAAUUAGAUGGCGUGAGCAUUGUGGAAAGGAUGCCGUUGAUCUACAAAGACUAUUUUCCAAACGAUAAAACGCAAUAUUUCGCGCAUGCAUUUGCCUCUCAUUUUUUUAGUUUAUUCGAUCAACUCGAUAGAACAGUUUUACGGGGACUCUAUCAUAAAAACGCGGUUUAUUCCAUGACUUUCGCCAUACCGCACAACAUCGCGCAAAAGACAGGCCUUAACCAGUAUACGUUUAAUAGAAAUCUAUUAAAAAAAGGUCUUAAAAAAAAUACAUGCAUUUUCUUUGGCCAAGAAGAUAUUCUAGCAGCUUAUAGCAAAUUACCCCGGUCCUAUCACGACAAGAGUUCUUUCACUUAUGAUAUCAUGUGCGAUAACGACAAAUGCGUAGUCUUCAGUGUCUCAGGAUUGUUCAAGAAACUAAGUUCUGGUACGAACGUACUAUCGUUUUGUAGAACAUUCGUCUUAAUGGCUUCCCCCGAUAACGAAUACCAUAUUUUAAACGAUCAGUACCACAUAUGGGCAGCACCCAGUAAUGUAACACCUGAUAAAAUAGUAGUCGUACAUAGUUUUGAAAACGAAACGGGGCCCGUUUGCUUUAGUGAGAAUGAAAAAGCGAUACUAAUUAAAAGAAUACGACAGAUCACCGCGAUGAAUAAGGAGUGGUCCGAGACUUAUCUGGUAGCAGCUGAGUGGGACAUGCGGAAGACGAUAAUUGACUUCAUGAAAGAUUUUAAAAAUUCAUCGAUACCGGAACAUGCGUUUGCUUCGUAA
This is a messenger RNA of Cyphomyrmex costatus, 1833 nucleotides long. RefSeq names its product nuclear RNA export factor 1. The transcript has 2 exons. The record is from RefSeq and is a predicted model, not a curated record. Bases 244 to 1833 code for a protein of 529 amino acids. NCBI's taxonomy places the organism in Eukaryota, Metazoa, Arthropoda, Insecta, Hymenoptera, Formicidae. Gene Ontology annotation, cellular component: nucleus. Gene Ontology annotation, biological process: poly(A)+ mRNA export from nucleus. Gene Ontology annotation, molecular function: RNA binding; protein binding.